Molecule: messenger RNA, 981 nt
Organism: Dentiscutata erythropus
Lineage: Eukaryota; Fungi; Glomeromycota; Glomeromycetes; Diversisporales; Gigasporaceae
Source: the annotation of a GenBank genome assembly
UCAAUUCUUAAGAUGGUGUCGAUGCAAACGCCAUUGUGUAUUGCUAAGAUUGAUUAUACAUUACAAAAAAUAGGUUUUCCACCAUAUGUCCUAAAAACAUCCGGAUUAAUAAAAAAUACUGAGUUCAACAUAAAGACUUUCCAAUACGAAGUUACAAUUUCAAUCGAUGGAGGCACAGUCACAGAACUUCGAACGUCAAAAAAAAUGUACCCUAAUGGCUUUGAUAUUUCAAUUCAACCCGAAAAUGUAAAGGUUGAAUCACUUCUAAAUAGCAAUGAAAAUGUUCGUAUUAUUGUCCCAAAUGGCACAGAAACAUUAUAUAUCAAGGUCACGAAAAAUACCGAGGGAGCUCAGAAUACAUUUAAAGGAGAAAAAAUUGCACUUACCAAGGAAAUUGUCCCUAUUUUGAUAUUACCCUUGAAAGAGUCCAGCAGCCACGAGAAAGAAAAUAUAAAUCACGGCAAAGCGGCGCAAACAAGUCAUAGAUAUUUUGCUUUAAACAAUGGUUUAAAUAAUCAAAUAAACGAUCAAAAUAAACAUGAAGAGGUAUUUUUAGAUCAAAAUAAAUCACAACAAAAUAAACAUGAAGAGGUAUUUUUAGAUCAAGAUAAAUCUGAACAUGAAGAGAUAUUUUUAGAUCAAAAUAAAUCACAACAAAAUGAACAUGAAGGGGUAUUUUUAGAUCAAAAUAAAUUACAACUAAAUGAAGAGGUAUUCUUAGAUCAAAAUAAAUUACAACAAAAUAAUGAAGAGAUAUUUUUAGAUCAAAAUAAAUUACAACAAAAUAAUGAAGAGGUUACUAUUCCUGUUUCUGUACAAACUGAUCGCAGUUUUUAUAUUCCACCACUACGAAAUUAUCCACCUGCAACUGAGUUAACAAAAAAUAGUACUAAAGGAUUUAAUAUCCGAGAAAUUAUAGUAAUAGUUUCUUUGGUAAUAUGUGCUUAUUAUUCUGGAAAAUUAAGCUCAUUUAAAAUCUGA